CCAGCCCUUCUCCUUUGUUGUGCUCUGCUUGGGGGCGGGAAGACCAACAGGUCCGCCGCUAUAAAGCCGUCACUCCGCCACUGCAGGGCGACAGGACGCCCCCAAGACCUCCAGGGACAACUUUUGGAAUUCACUUUGGACUUUUUUUUUUCUUUCCCUCACGGACCUCCAACAUCCCGACCAUGCAGCCCGUGCGUGUCGCGCAUUGCCUCCUGCCGCUCUGGCUCUCCCUGCUCGGAUGCGUUUCGGACCUUUACGCGGGGCCCAUUUCGCUCAACUCCAACGCCAUCAAAAACCUACCGGGCGGCAAAGGCUUGGAGGCGGUCAGCCCGAGUCCCCGCACGUCUGCACCCCCCGGCGUCGUGGGACACAAACACCCUGUGGACACUUUGCAGCAGUCCGGACUUUGCACGGACGACGAGGACUGCGGUGGGGAAGAAUUCUGCAACGACGCCCGCAGCGUGUGCCUGCCCUGCCGCAAGAACCGGAAGCGUUGCGCGCGGGACGCCAUGUGCUGCGCCGGAAGUCGCUGCAGCAACGGUGUCUGCCAGACUAACGACAUCGACGUAGAGGGCUGGCAUGUACUCAACAACACCAUGGAGCAUCACGCCAAAAGACCCCUGGUGGCACAGGAGCCCCAUUCUGUCAAAGGUCAAGAAGGAGAGACGUGCCUGCGCUCGGCCGACUGCGCCGAGGACCUGUGCUGCGCCCGACACUUCUGGUCUCGCAUCUGCAAGCCGGUGCUGACGGAGGGCCAGGCGUGCACGCGCCACCGCCGGAAGGGCACCCACGGCCUGGAGCUCUUCCAGCGCUGCGACUGCGGCGAGGGCCUGGCCUGCCGGCCCGAGAGAGGCGAGCGGGACCCACGCCGUCAGCAGGACGUCGUCCCGGAACCUACACACCUGUCAGAGACGCUGACGAGCGACAAGAAACGGGGUCACAAGACACUGAGCGGCAAUCCCCCCCCCCCCCCCUCCCAGCAUCCCUCCCCCCCGCCGAUGCUGCUGACGGCCUAAACGGCGUGCAGGAAGUGCACAUCCUGGCGAAAAGUGAUCCACCCCCCGCAAAUGGACUGAGGAAGUGGCCGGAUCAAUUUUGGAACGGCGGUUUUUGUUUCUGUUUUCAUGGAACUUGAGUUAUUGCAGUAAAUUACUGUAUU
This is a messenger RNA of Nerophis ophidion (straightnose pipefish), 1159 nucleotides long. RefSeq names its product dickkopf-related protein 1-like. Gene Ontology annotation, biological process: negative regulation of canonical Wnt signaling pathway; multicellular organism development. Gene Ontology annotation, molecular function: co-receptor binding; receptor antagonist activity. NCBI's taxonomy places the organism in Eukaryota, Metazoa, Chordata, Actinopteri, Syngnathiformes, Syngnathidae. The record is from RefSeq and is a predicted model, not a curated record. Gene Ontology annotation, cellular component: extracellular region.